CCCCGCCCCACCCUCAGUCUCCACGCCGCGGCCCCUUUAAGAGCGGGCGGGGCGCCCUCUGGCGGCGGAGCGGCGCGCGCGGCCGGAGCCGGAGCCGGAUCCCGGAGCCGGAGCGGAGCGGAGCGGAGCCGGGGCGGAGCGGGCCGAGCGGGCCGAGCCAGCAGCCGAGCUGGGGGCGCGGGCGGGCGGCAUGUACCGGGCCCGGGCGGCGCGGGCGGGGCCGGAGCCCGGCAGCCCGGGGCGCUUUGGGAUCCUCAGCACCGGGCAGCUCCGGGACCUGCUUCAGGAUGAGCCCAAGCUGGACCGGAUCGUGCGGCUCAGCAGGAAGUUCCAGGGCCUGCAGCUGGAGCGCGAGGCAUGCCUGGCCUCCAACUACGCGCUAGCCAAGGAGAACCUGGCGUUGCGGCCCCGCCUGGAGAUGGGCCGUGCCGCCCUGGCCAUCAAGUACCAGGAGCUUCGGGAGGUGGCCGAGAGCUGUGCAGACAAACUGCAGCGACUGGAGGAGAGCAUGCAUCGCUGGAGCCCCCACUGCGCACUGGGCUGGCUGCAGGCUGAGCUGGAGGAAGCUGAGCAGGAGGCUGAGGAGCAGAUGGAGCAGCUGCUGCUGGGGGAGCAGAGCCUGGAGGCCUUCCUGCCUGCCUUCCAACGAGGCCGUGCCCUGGCCCACCUGAGGCGGACCCAGGCGGAGAAGCUGCAGGAGCUGCUGCGGCGCCGGGAGCGGUCUGGCCAGCCAGCCCCCACUGCUGCUGCGGAUCCCCCCAAAUCCUUCCCCGCUGCCGCUGUCCUGCCCACCGGGGCCGCCCGGGGGCCACCAGCAGUGCCCCGGAGCCUGCCCCCCUUGGACUCCCGCCCCGUGCCCCCACUGAAGGGCUCCCCUGGGUGCCCCCUAGGUCCAGCCCCUCUGCUGAGCCCUCGGCCCUCCCAGCCAGAGCCCCCCCACCGGUAGGAUCCAGGGUACGGCCCCCCAGUGGGGGGCCCAGACAAACUUGAUGCGUGGCUCCUCCUCCUCCCCCACUGCCUGGGUGGGGGGAGGGGCAGGCCCCUCCCCCUGGCCCUAGGCAGGCCCUGGCCCUGGAGGCUGAGCUGGGGAGGAGGGUCACCUGGAAGAUGCCCAGAGAGAGGGCCCGGGGGGUGGGGUGGGCAGGGUAUUAUGCCUCUGGCACUGAGGAAACUCUGCCUUUUUUGCUCCCCGGCUGGGGCUUCCCGGGUGAUGGGCCAGCCCCAGCGAAAGAACUUUACUCUUGGGGCCCUGGGAAGAUGCCCACUUCCUUCAAGGGGCCCUGCCUAGGGGGCCUGUCGCCCCCUGCCACUCCACAGGGCUCGCACAAUGCCAAGGCUGACAGGAGUGUUUUCCAUCAUGUCCUGAGCCUACCUUUCCCCCAGUUCUGGGGUCCACCACCUAGGAGCCAGGUGGUCAGGCCCCAACUGCAGGGGCGGGGACAUCAUGACCAUGGGGCUACUACCUGCCCCAUUCAUGCUUCAGACCCUGGGGCAAGGUAGGCCAGGGGCUUCUGACCUGCACAGGUGAGAGCGGGCCAUCCCCUGGAAAGACCAUUCUGUAUUUUUCUGUCCCCGUCUCCUUAGAAUGGAAACUUUUUGAGGGCAGGUCCUUGUCUUUGUAUGUUCUGUCCCCAGCCCCGCCUCCCAGGGGCCGUCAAUAAAUGUGAUGAUGAGGAA
Molecule: messenger RNA, 1677 nt
Organism: Hippopotamus amphibius kiboko
Lineage: Eukaryota; Metazoa; Chordata; Mammalia; Artiodactyla; Hippopotamidae
Gene: VPS37D
Product: VPS37D subunit of ESCRT-I
Exons: 4
Coding region: 191-946 (251 amino acids)
Biological process (GO): protein targeting to vacuole; protein targeting to membrane; ubiquitin-dependent protein catabolic process via the multivesicular body sorting pathway
Cellular component (GO): ESCRT I complex
Source: RefSeq, a predicted model, not a curated record